This is a messenger RNA of Mobula hypostoma (lesser devil ray), 5004 nucleotides long. Its product is annotated as pleckstrin homology domain-containing family S member 1-like. The record is from RefSeq and is a predicted model, not a curated record. The transcript is spliced from 15 exons. Lineage: Eukaryota; Metazoa; Chordata; Chondrichthyes; Myliobatiformes; Myliobatidae. The coding region runs from base 240 to 1511 and encodes 423 amino acids.
UGACGUCGACCGAGAGGGGAGAAAGAAAAAGCACCGAGGUGUGUGAUUUCCGGGUGGAAUGCCCCUUUGAGAAAACUUAAAAAGCUCGUUCGCAGUCAGAAGAGCAGCGAGAGUUCUAGCGAGGUGUACGCACGGCAUCGCUCGGGACUGAACUGCAACGCACGGAAUAUACCGGCUUCAGCGGAGGGAGCGGAAAGCUCGCAGUACAAUCAUUUUGAAUAGUAAAAAUCUUCUUAAAAAUGAAUAAAAAAGGUAGUUCAGCAUUUUACGUGGGAAAUGACAUCAAGGAGGAUGACAUUUGCUAUGAGGACUAUUUGAUAAAGUCACCACCUAUGAAUCAAUUUGCAACACAGUCAUCAUGGAAAAAACGAUAUUUCAUACUGGCAAAAUCAAAAGAAGAACAUGUUCUGAGUUACUUCAAAAACAAGGAAGUGAGCCGAAAGUCACCGCCUCUGGGCAAGAUACCUAUAAGAGACAUUAAAGAGUUUUGCAUUAGACCAGAUUACCAUCCAAAAUGGAAUACACUACAGAAACUUUUUAAAUGUUCUUCUGAAAAUGUUAUGCUUGUGCAGACCGAAGAAAGAGAAUACUUUUUAAUCGGAGAAGGAGUAUCCUUAGAACUUCUGCAUCAAGUAAUUGCAAGUGUGCUUCAGAUGUGUGAAAGCCAAAUCCAGGCAUGCAAGCAACAAAAGGCCACAAAUAAUCCAAAACCAUUUGUUGAAUAUACUUUCAAUGAAGACUCCAACCAACCUUAUGACAUUCCCAGGAGUGCCCAACACAGGUUAUCACAGCCCACACCCGAACCAGCCAGCAGAGAAAAGCUACGUAGUUAUUCACUGCCUACCUCAGAGCCACCAUCCCACUAUGAUGUACCCAGGAAGAUUGUAACCGCUAACUGGAGAAAUAAUAAAGUGGUAUCGGCUGACUCGGGGAUCUAUGAGUCCAUGUCCACAAUUAAAGCCUGGCAUGAUUCGGUUUCAUCUAUCAGCUCUCUUGGAUCUUCUGAUGAAAGCAAUUAUUUAAAUCUCAAGGCAAUCGAUGACGCGUUUCCAGGUGGCUCCCUCGAUGAACAUUGUUAUCAGUCACCACUCGAAGAAUCAAACAAGGGAAAACAAUCUACCAAAGAGGCCUUGGAAGCAUUGAUUAGCAAAAUUACAGAAGAAACCAAGCUGCUAAAAUUGAACGUUGCUGUUUGCCAACAGGACUUCAAAACCAAUCUUUCACUUUUAGAAGUGCAGAACAAAGUUUGUGUCGCAUAUUCAGAUGAGAAGUGUGCACUUAAACAUGGAGAUCAAAUUGUGGCAAUUAACAAACUUCAGAUCCAGAAUGUGGAGGAACUGCAGAUGUUAUUAAACAAGUCAAUGGAAGAGGAGGUGCUUGCCACCAUAUUGCGAAUGCCUGAUGCUCCAUCAGACCACAAUAAAAAUAAGGAAAAUCUAAGGAAGGAACUAAUGAAAGUUGUACAAAGUGCUAAUUUACACAAAGAACCACCCACAAGCUCAUCACCAUGAAAACAUCAUCAAAGCCAGAAAUAAUUACCUUAUGUUAUCCAGCAGACAUUCAUCAGUAUUAAUUGAACUGGUAGACUCUUCUGAAUCUUGUGGAUCACUACUGAUUUAAUGAUGAACACGUCUGCAACGUUUAGUUCUGGGAACAUUUGUCGUCCUUUCAUUCCACCCGGUCUGAGUUCAUUGACACCACUUGCAAGUUCCACUUUGAAUAAUGUGCAACAUCUGGGCAGUAUGCCUUUGACAAAUAAGGAAUCUUUCUUUAACACUUUGUUGCAGUUUAUGUCAUUUACUUAAUAGAACAAAAGAAGUUGUGUUAAUAUCUGCUGUUAAAAGGUGCUGUUCAUUUCUAAGACACUUUACAUCAUUAUAAGCAGGAGCAUCAUGCUUAAUUGCUCAGCGUCUUUCCCUCCAAUAACUCCUUGGCAAAUGUACAGUUAAUAGUCACUGUCCUUCAUAAAUGAUUUCCCAGGGUGUAGUUGAUAAAAUAGUGUAUUUUCAUGUUGAAAUGUAGUACAGAACUGACUUGGUAGUAAUGAGCACUUGCUGCCCUAGAUCUGUUCCGAGAUGAUCUGACCUUGGUGCUGUUUUACCCAUUCAGAAUUACUAUCACUUUAUUGCCAGUAUGUGAAACAUAAGAACAUAAGAAAUAGGAGCAGGAGUAGGCCAUCCGGCCCACUGAGCCUGCCCUGCUAUUCAAUGAGAUCAUGGCUGAUCUGUCCGUAAACUCAGCUCCAUCUACCUGCCUUUCCCCAUAACCAUUAAUUCCCUUACUAUGUAAAAACCCAUCUAACUGUUUCUUAAAUAUAUUUAGUGAGGAAGCCUCAACUGCUUACCUUGGCAGAGAAUUCCACAGAUUCACCACUCUCUGGGAAAAAACAGUUUCUCCUCAUCUCCGUCUGGAAUCUUCUCCCUGAAACAAACUAGAAUUGUUUGUGGUUCGGUACCAAGCAUCAAACACAGGACAAUAACAGAACAGGCAACACAAAGCAACCAAGACAACAGUGCAAACAGCCUCAAAUGCCUCCUCGAUCUGGUCUUCCCAAAGAACUGUCAGUCCUGCCAUGACCACCUGCCUUGAGGUUCCUGACAGGAUGACGAUGUCAGGUCUCAGUGAUGAUGGCAAAACCAUAACAGCCAACACAACAGUCAAUAAGACGAUCGUGCAAACGGCCAUGAGCAAUUGGCAAUUAGCGCGUGUCAAUCAAACUGAAAAAUAUGAAGAUAUGAACAGACUCAACAAUUAUCAACAAAAGAAGGAGAGCAGGAGGAACCAUUUCACGGAUUUUGUGCAGGGACAGUCAGGUAUUACACCGGAGUGAGUUUUAUUGAGAAGCUGGGUAGCUACAGGAAAGAAGCUUCAGAGAUGAUGUGCAGUCCUGGUGAUGGACUUGUAGCGUCUCCCUGAUAGCAAUUUGGUGAAAAGGUGACUGCUAGGGCAAUAACGUGCAUCUUGAUGAUAUCCAAUUGCUCUGUGAAAAUCCUCCAAAUCAAGGAAUUUAAUAAGCAGCAAAACUUAUUAGCUAACAACCCAAUCAUUAGUUUGGAAUUCUGCAUGUUUUCUGUGUCUUUUUGAAUCCGUGAUUGAAAUUGACACUUAGGCGUAAAGCUGCCAUUUGUUUAAAUGACAAGUUGAAAGCCAUCUGCUGUUUUACGUAGAUAAUUAAAGCUCUCGUGGCAGUGUCUUUACCCGAUGUUGUUCAAACAAAUUAUCUGCUCAGCUUUGUUUUGCACAGUAUACCAAACUUUGCAAUUCACACACUGAGCGCUGUAGCUUCCGACGCCAAGAACAAAACAACAAAAGAACUUCAGUUGUGGUGAAACGCUGCAAGAUAUCCCGAUGUCAUGAAAAACAUAUAAAAAAUGUGUUCACUGCCACUGUAUGCCAAAGCAAUAUUCUAAAAGUAUACAGGAAAUGUUAUAGAACAAACAGCAUGUUAACAGCACUAUUGAAAUCUUCAGCAAGAUUUGUAACUUUAAACUGUGAUUUUAUAUAUAUAGCAUAAAGCCUAUAGAAAAUACAAUCGAUUAUAAUUGUCUCUUGCAAGUUGCACCAGAGUGUAAAUAUUGCAAUGACGUAUAUAUGUAUAACUGUAAUUUAGGCAGGCAGUCAGUGGAUGUUUAAAGCAUUGAUUUUAUAUGAAGAUUAGGAAUUUGAAUCUACAGUUUCAAAUCUUUUAUAUAUAUUGUAGUGGUAAAUUAAUCUAGUAUUAUGACAUGAUUUCUAUGGAUUGUAUUAUUUUCUAAAAGAAACACAAUGUCUGUAAAUGGCACCUUGUAAAUAAUUGUAAUGUCAGAUCAUUGCGAGCUCCCUUCGAGCUCAGUGAUCAGUUGAGAUAUCAAUCAGAUAUUUCAAGAUUUAAUGGUAAUUCAUAUCUGACCUUCCUACACUUGAAAUGUAACGUAAUGGUUGUUCGUUGAUGUACACUGCACGUUUGAGUACACAGUUGGUGACAUUUAUGCUUUAUGCAGGUGUUCCCAACCGAGGCCCAUGGACCCCUUGCUUGAUAGUAUUGGUCCGUGGCUUAACUAAGGUUGGGAACCCCUGCUUUAUGUCUUUAAAUGAUAUAAUUGAACACUAACAUCAUUGAGAACCAUGAACGAACAGUCAAAAGUUUUUGAAAAGGUACUGCUGUAUGUUUAUCUUUAGACAGAUUGUAGCUCAAGUGAUUUGAAGCACUGUGCUGGAUAUAAUCUGUAGCACAUUCUUUCCUCAGACUUCAAAAUUUCAUUUAGGGCAGAGGCUAACACACACUCCAGCAGUUACAAGUUUAAAAUUAGUUAGUUGAGCCAUUGUAUCGAUUAUGCCCUUUUAUCAUUUUUAUUUAUUCUGGAUUUUUUUCUAGUGGCCUGAUUUAGAUGUCAAAAGAACCCCAAUUGGUAUAGAUUAAUGUUGCUGUACUUAUUGCAACUAGUGGGGUGCUGGUUUGUUGGGCUUCCAACCUUAAUCCACCAGCAGGCUGGAUGACACUCCGUGGGACCAGUACUCUAGCAGCCGAAUGCUUGGAGUUUGCUAUGCAGCUGAAGUAGCAAGUCACCAGCUGGAUGCUGAUAAUUAUAGCACAUUAACGCACAGCUGCUAAACGUUAAAGGCUCAAAGAUCAGGUCUUUCACAGUACCUGCUGCUCACCAGAGAUUUUUAAUACUCUGUUCUACAGGUUUUAAUUUCACAAUUGCAUCCAUUGUUGAUAAUGUCUCCGGUCAGGUGUAUGUUGCCAAAUCAUUGUCAAUCCUUUUUUUUGCAUACUUUUAAUAUGUUAUAUCAUUCAUGCGAGAAUACAGCUUGACUGGCAUGAAUUCCUGUGAUUUUCGUUACAGAAUUACCAAGAAAGACAACUGAAGGAAGUAAUUCCCAAAAAGUAUCUGCACUCUUUUAAGGUGUUGGAGUUGUUUGUAAUUCUCCUAAUCUCCAGUAGAUGCCACAGUUAUUGCAUAUUGCAAAACAUGUAAUGUAAGCAUAAUAUGAACACUUUUACAAUAAAAAGAUUUAUGUCUG